Molecule: messenger RNA, 2892 nt
Organism: Temnothorax curvispinosus
Lineage: Eukaryota; Metazoa; Arthropoda; Insecta; Hymenoptera; Formicidae
Exons: 2
Coding region: 336-2147 (603 amino acids)
Source: RefSeq, a predicted model, not a curated record
CUCGACACCAACCACCAACUAGGCGCGUUGUUCCUGACUUGACGUUUGUGAUUGUUUACGUAACAGUAUAUGUUUAUCUUGGAAAGUGCGACGAUUCUAAUUGGAUGCUUGCUCGAGUAGAUUCGAGUAUUGUCAAACUGACGUUCAUUAAGAUUCAAAGAAGAAGCUCGUUUAAAGAGAUUCAGCGGUCUGUCUUGCCGGUACGCAGUAUAGGUUAGGAUCGACCGAUGUUGGAAGCUCUACUGGAAUAGAGAAUUGAGAAGAACCGUCCGAUAUUGGAAGCUCUAUAUUGGAAUAAAGAGUUUAAAACAAUUAUAAACGAGUCAGAAAAACCGAUGAUGAGAUGUAUAAAAUAUAAAAAUGGCAAGAUAUCACAUUUGAGCGAGAAAAAAGGUGUGGAAAGCGUGACAAUGACGACAAAUGGCAAGGCAAAUAAGAAGAAUGACAGCUCUCCCCGAGGCCACGAACAGUCAGGCUCCAGCCACAGCACGCCGAUUGCAAAGAACCCAAGCACGAACGCGGAUGCCGAAAACUCGCUGGAUCUCGAUUACUCCCCGAGCCUGAUCUUGCCUCCGUGCACGCAGGAAGGCGGUAACGAGGUUGCGUGGGAUUGGCAAAGUUCUCUGAGCAGGACUCCGGAGAACAGAAACAAGCGACAGAACGUUCAGUGCGAAACGCCUAAAGGAACCAAGCUGCUGCAAAGGAAGAGAAAUUCGAACUCGCCUCUGCUGUACAAGCCGCUCAAGAGAAAGACCAUCAAGAUGGAAAACAUGGAGAACAUUGGACAAUUUGCAGCUGAGCUGCAAGCUUUGAACGAGAAGAUGAGAGUUAUAAAGCAGAACGACAAGAGCGAUUGUAUCAAAGAGAAAGAAGCACCGACGUUAACGAAUGUAAGUAACGAGGAAAACACGUCAGAAAUUAAAGAUAAACAGAAUAGCAUCGGAGAAAGUGGCAACAAUAACGGGCAUAAUAGCGUUGGAGAGACGCAUGAUCGUAACGAAGCCAGCAAAAAGCAAGUGAAUGGAAGUUACGACGAUUUAUUUGAUGACUCUGUAGACGACGAUAUAAUCAGGUGCACUCAGGAGAUAGAGGAGAAAUUCAAUUUGAUGGACAAAGGAAGUUCUGUUUCCGUGCACUCGCAGGUGACGCAGGUCAAAAAGGAAGAAUUACACACGAAUGACGUACCCAGUAAAACAUCUGUACAGUCUGGUUCCAGUGAGAAUUGUACGAAACCAUUAGUCAGGAGUGUUUUAGGCGCAAGCGAUAGUAAUACAUUAAAGACAUACUCGAAAUUGUCAUUAAAACGAGAUACGAGCUCUAGUACGUGUGUCACAGCGCAGAAAAGUAAAGAUCCAUACAAACCGUGUCCAAAUAACAAUAAUACGAUAUCCCGUGUCCAGAAGCCGUGCGACAAUAAGAAACUGACAAAAAGUAACACCGCAGACUUGUUCGAUUUGGAGGAUGAUUCUUUUGACGAUUGGUUAGUGACCUGCGUUGAGGAUGAAAAAUCACUACCGAAAUCCGAUGGAUCCUUAACUCGUAAAGACGACAGCACGAAAUGCCAGGCCAAUUAUAAACGUUUGACUAACGCGCCGUUAAAGUCGGAAACGAAAUCUGCUGAUUCGCUUAAUCCUAUGGCAAAGCCUGAAACAUCUAACGUUAGCUUAUUAGAAAAUAGAAAGUUCUUUAAAACUAAGAGUUUAUCCGAUCAGUACGUUAGUCGGGACGCGAGUACGAAUGCUAAAGGUACAGGCGCUUCGUGUUACGCGACGAGACCUACGUUACAGCACUCGUCUAGAGGCUCAAUACCGCAUAUGGGUAUCGCGCGUACCCUCGUAAGUACAAAACCGAUUGUUACAAAUGUUCGUAAGAUCGAGAAUAAUGCUUUUUCAUUAAUGCAUGAUACGGGUCAAACGCGUGGGUCCGAUGUUAACAGGUACGCGGUAAAAAGCGAUGGUGAUCGCUUCGUUAAGCAUCAUUCUACCGGUAAUAUGAAAAACGAUACGCCGGAAAUGACGAAAACUGGUUCGCAGCCGGCACGGUGUACCGCGGAGGAAAUCGAAAGAAAGAGAUUGCAGGCCGUAGCGAAACUCGAGGCGAAAAGAAAAUUGUACUUCACGAAGAUUAAAAAUAACGUCAAUAGGUGAAAUCACAGAUGCCUUACACGUGUUAUACUUAUUACGAGAAAGUGAUAACUUUCUUGAUUAUAAUGUUGUAUCGUUAUAUCGACAAAACUCUCUGUGAUCGCCGUUAUCAUUGUCUUCAUUGUAAUCAUUGUUAUAUUGUAGAACGUUUUAUCAAUUUGCAAAUAUAUUUAUAAUUAUACAUACGUAAGUAUAAUCUGACUUUAUAAUCCGACAUUUAAAUCAUAUAUGUAUACAGACUUGUAUACGUAAAAGAACCUUGCCCAUUUUAUUAAAGGGUUUUGAGCCAUGAACACUUGACUUCUAUAUGCAUUUGUAGAGGAGGUAUAUGAUAGAAAUAAUAAUAACAUGGUUCCAAGCCUUGAAAACGUGGGGAAAGACUUUCUGGGGUGUGAAUUUCACAUAUUACCAUAUUAGCUAAAUGUAAUAUUAGCUAAAAACUUUACACUAUUUAAUUUAAAUAUUAUAAUAUCACUAAUUUUAUAUAAAAUAAAAUAUUUUAUAAUAUUGUUCAGACUUUCUUGUGCCAGGGCCGUGAUGACGGCGGUAACGAAUGAACUUAUUGGUUUAUUCGACUUUCAGGCUUGCGGCCGGUUUGUACUUUUUGGCCAAAAGGAAAAAAAUUCGAACGCAAGAAUCAAGCUGCCAUCAGAGUAUAUUGAAGAUAUUGAAGAUAUUUUAAUAUCAUUUUCUGACGGUUCUGACGGUGAAGGUAAUAAUAAAUAGGUAUUAAGAUAAUUAAAUCUCU